UUUUUCUUUUCUCGGUUAGAAAUCGUCAAUCUUUCCUCUCAUCAAAACUCGGAAAUUCUCUCCACAAAUUCAUCUACGGACACACACAUACACAGAUAGACACAGACACAGACACGCAGAGAGAGGUAACCGAGGAAGAAGAAGAAGAUCCAUCAAUGGGAUCGGAGCUAAUUCACAGAGCCGCCCCCCACGGACCCCAACCCGACGGCCUCGUCGGGGACUCCGGAAACCCCACGCCAUCGACGAAACUCACAUCGUCCCCUAUUCGCUACAUCCUCCGGCAGCAGCGUCUGGGGUGCCUCCUCUUCGGGAUCGCCAUCGCCGCCCUAGUAUUCACCGCGGUAGCGCCGGGUCACCCUCCGCGUCAUCGCCCGAGGGCGUACGUGGCGUCGGAGUCGGGGCGGGUGCCGCGUCGGGUGGCGUACGAGAUCAGGGGAGAGGAGGGGAGGGUGCCGGCGGGGUUGAGGAGGAAGGGGCAGCGGAUAGUGGUGACAGGGGGAGCGGGGUUCGUGGGGAGCCACCUCGUGGACCGUUUGAUGGCGAGGGGCGACAGCGUGAUCGUCGUGGAUAACUUUUUCACGGGGAGGAAGGAGAACGUGAUGCACCAUUUGGGGAAUCCGAGGUUCGAGCUGAUCCGGCACGACGUCGUCGAGCCCAUCCUGCUGGAGGUGGACCAGAUCUACCACCUCGCCUGCCCCGCCUCUCCCGUCCAUUACAAGUUCAACCCCGUCAAGACCAUCAUAUCCUUAAUUUCACCGCCGUCCGCCACGAAUGUGGUGGGGACGCUGAACAUGUUAGGGCUGGCGAAGAGAGUGGGGGCGCGCUUCUUGCUGACUAGCACCAGCGAGGUCUACGGCGACCCCCUCCAGCACCCUCAGGUCGAGACCUAUUGGGGCAACGUCAACCCCAUCGGCGUAAGGAGCUGUUACGAUGAGGGGAAGCGAACGGCGGAGACGCUAACCAUGGAUUACCACCGUGGUCUCGGCAUUGAGGUGAGGAUUGCUCGUAUAUUUAACACAUAUGGGCCUCGGAUGUGCAUCGACGACGGUCGCGUUGUUAGCAAUUUUGUCGCUCAAGCAUUGAGGAAGGAGCCAUUGACCGUCUAUGGCGAUGGGAAGCAAACCAGGAGUUUCCAAUACGUGUCUGACCUGGUAGAGGGACUGAUGAGGUUGAUGGAAGGGGAUCACGUGGGUCCUUUUAAUCUUGGCAACCCUGGCGAAUUCACCAUGCUCGAGCUCGCUCAGGUGGUGCAGGAGACAAUAGACCCAAAUGCAAAAAUAGAGUUCCGGCCAAACACAGAGGACGAUCCGCACAAGAGAAAGCCGGACAUUUCGAGGGCUAAGAAGCUUCUCGGGUGGGAGCCGACGGUGUCCCUCCGCCAGGGACUCCCCCUCAUGGUUACCGACUUCCGGCAGCGCAUCUUCGGCGACCAGAUGGAAGCAGCCGCCGGUGGUGGUGGUCGUGCCAAGUCCUCUGGUUAAUCAGUUAACUGCAAGUUAAUGAAUUAAUACAAUAUUCAUGAUCUGCAUGCGUAUCCACAGGAAAUUAAUAAUGCAAUUGCAUGGAAUGGAAGCUAGCCAGCCUAGGAAGAUCGAAUAAUUAAGAUAGAAUAGUUAAUCAUUGAUCCGAGUGUUGGGAGGUCUCAUGCAUAAUUCUUUUUCUGGUUCAUAUAUAUAUAUAUUUCGUGGCUGGUUGAGCCACCACCCAGUUUUGCGUUUGUAAAUUUCUAUCCUUCUUAUUUUCUAUUAUUGAUUAUGUUGUACUACGUUUUGCUCAUUUUUUCCUUUUAUAAUUUAUAAUAUCAUUUCUAUUGCGAU
This is a messenger RNA of Malania oleifera, 1817 nucleotides long. RefSeq names its product UDP-glucuronic acid decarboxylase 2-like. The coding region runs from base 156 to 1481 and encodes 441 amino acids. Gene Ontology annotation, molecular function: UDP-glucuronate decarboxylase activity; NAD+ binding. The transcript is spliced from 7 exons. Gene Ontology annotation, cellular component: cytoplasm. Gene Ontology annotation, biological process: D-xylose metabolic process. NCBI's taxonomy places the organism in Eukaryota, Viridiplantae, Streptophyta, Magnoliopsida, Santalales, Ximeniaceae. The record is from RefSeq and is a predicted model, not a curated record.